UAUUGAUGUGGCCUUCCAUGUGUCUGUAUUCUUUGCCCUAACCAUAGAUAAACCCUAACCUUACUUAAUAGAACGGUCAGUGCAAUAGGAAACAUAUUAUGUAUCCAAGAAUUGGUGUUAAGUUUAAUUAAAGCUCGAAAGAAUAAUUAAAUUUUAAUCCUGUUGUGUUCCUAAAUGUGUGAAAGUGCUUCAGAUUUAUUGUUUUAAACGUUGUUACCCACGUGUGUUGUAUCCAACAAUUUACUAUGAAGUCAAGAAAACCAUGGGAAGAAAUUUACCCCUUGCUAGAUGAAGACAUUAAAAAGGCCAUUAAGACGUUUAAUUUUCCAACUAUGACUCCUGUACAAGCUGCAACAGUGCCUCUACUUAUUGCAAUGAAAGAUGUAGCUGUCCAGGCAGUAACAGGAUCUGGAAAGACUUUGGCAUUUUUAAUCCCGAUGUUACAACUUUUAAAAAGAAGAGCUAAAGAGCAAGUUUGGAAAGUAAAAGAAGUUGGAAGUAUUAUAAUUUCACCAACUCGAGAAUUAGCUGUCCAAACCAACACUGUCUUGACACAGUUACUUGAACAUUUACCUCAAUUUAAGCAAUGCUUAUUAGUCGGUGGUAACAGCAUAGAAGAAGAUGUUAAAAAAUUAAGAGAGGGUUGUAAUAUAUUAGUUUCUACUCCAGGGAGAUUAGAAGAUUUAUUAACAAGAAAAUUAGACUUUAAUUUACCAGCCUCAGUUAAAAGUCUGGAGUUGUUAAUUCUUGAUGAAGCAGAUAAAUUAUUGGAUUUAGGAUUUACAGCAUCUUUAAAUACUAUUCUCAGUUAUCUUCCUAGACAGAGGCGAACGGGUUUGUUUUCUGCAACCCAAACAAAAGAAUUACAGGAUCUAAUUAGGGCUGGACUUAGAAAUCCAGUUGUGAUAACCGUCACAGAAAAAGCAUCUCAAAGUACACCUGUUACUCUUGAUAAUUACUAUAUUGUUACUAGAAAUGAUGGAAAACUAGGUACGCUUGUGUCCUUUUUGGAAGAAAAUUCUAUAAGGAAGGCUCUUCUGUUUUUUCCCACUUGCGCCACCGUAGAAUACUUUUCUAUUGUUCUUAAACACAUUCUUCCCCAAAAAUUGUCACCUGUAUUAGCAAUACAUGGUAAAAUGAAAGAAAAAAGGCAAAAGAUUUUAGACAAAUUUCGGAAUUCAUCGUCAGGGAUUUUAUUAUGCACCGACGUAAUGGCGAGAGGAAUCGACAUACCUGAAGUUGACUGGGUAUUGCAGUGGGAUCCCCCCACAAGUGCCAGUGCUUUCGUUCACAGGGUUGGCAGGACUGCGCGUCAAGGAAAUCAGGGCUCUUCCUUGAUCUUCCUCUUAGAAAAUGAAGAGCCCUAUGUAGAAUUUAUUAAGCUCAAUCAAAAUGUUUAUCUUAAACAAUUAUCAGAUAGCGCUACAACAGAAAAGAUUGCAGAUAUUAGAGAGAAGCUACGUUCCUUACAAAAAAUUGAUAGAGCAACUAUGGAGAAGGCGACAAGGGCUUUUGUGUCGCAUGUAAGGGCUUAUUCAAAACACGAAUGUUCUUUAAUUUUAAAAGUUAAGGAUUGGCCCUUAGGUUCAGUAGCAGCAAUGUACGGACUUAUUCGUUUACCAAAAAUGCCCGAAUUAAAAAAUCAAGACUUGUCGGACUUUCCGCAAGUCGAAGAUUUCGAUUUCGAUUCAGUUCCUUACAAGGAUAAACAAAAGGAGGAGCAAAGGCAGAAAAAAUUGGAAAGUUAUAAAAGCACUGGUGUUUGGCCAGGUAAACAAAUUAAAAUCCGCAAAAAACCCACCGAGCCUUGGUCAAAAACCAAACAAAUGAAAGAAGAAAGAAAAAUUAAAAGGCAAAAAAGAAAAAACACAAAACAAAUGAAAAUAGCAAAUAAUCAACCAUUAAAGAAAAAAAAACGAAAAGGUAUCAGUGAAGAAGAUAUGGAAGAACUUGCAAAGGAUAUUGCUCUUAUAAAAAAAUUGAAAAAAAGAAAAAUAACAGAUGAGCAAUUUGACAAAGAAAUGGGGCUCUGUUAGAAUCAAAGAUAUUCCUCAACAAUUAAAGUUUUUGUUUUUCUAUGGUAGAAAACCGCUUCUUUUUUGUACAUUGAGGUUAGAGUU
Messenger RNA from Agrilus planipennis (emerald ash borer), 2120 nucleotides. RefSeq names its product probable ATP-dependent RNA helicase DDX55 homolog. Bases 246 to 2036 code for a protein of 596 amino acids. The transcript is spliced from 11 exons. Lineage: Eukaryota; Metazoa; Arthropoda; Insecta; Coleoptera; Buprestidae. Gene Ontology annotation, cellular component: nucleolus. Gene Ontology annotation, molecular function: nucleic acid binding; ATP binding. The record is from RefSeq and is a predicted model, not a curated record.